This is a messenger RNA of Corticium candelabrum, 1003 nucleotides long. RefSeq lists its product as uncharacterized. NCBI's taxonomy places the organism in Eukaryota, Metazoa, Porifera, Homoscleromorpha, Homosclerophorida, Plakinidae. The record is from RefSeq and is a predicted model, not a curated record. Bases 118 to 876 code for a protein of 252 amino acids. The transcript is spliced from 3 exons.
AGCGCUUGCUAACUUAGUUAGCUCUACAAAUUGGGUCACACAUGGGAGUGCGAGAGGAAGCUGGUGAAUGCAAUCUCUCACACACAGGAAUGAGCGUCAGAUGGAGGGACGUUUAUUAUGCACAUAAAUUAUAACACCUGCUAUAAGCAGUCUCGAUCAGUAGUGCUGCAGUCUGCCUACAGAAUGCAUCUCUCUCUUACUUCCUCUCUCUCUUGCAGUUCCGUCGACAUUGUGGGAUUACUCCUCGUGCUGCAUGUGCUAGUUUGUGACGUCGUCGGGCGACUCACAAUCAGCGGAAACACGACAGUGCGACUAGGACAGCGGAAACACUCGAUCUGCUGCCAUAGUCACGACGAGAACAACGAGGUCGGAUGGAAACGAGUGGUUCCAGAUGGGCAGACCUCACUUCCGGUUCCACUGUGCGUGUCUGUCAGACGUGAGAGCGUCUGUGCGGUCGGAGAGAGGGGCAGCACAACGUUGAAGUUUGGUACAAUAACGCUGCAGUCAGCUGGCGUCUUCGCCUGCACAGCAGUAAACACAUUAGGAAAACUUGUAAAGAACGUCAACGUCACCGUGUUGGCCACGCCUUUUUAUCACGUGACUUUGCCCAGUUUGCGUCUACGCACAGAUGUUGUGGCGAGGGAGUCUGAAGACGGCUUGCUGAUUGGUGCGACUUCUGGGUUGUCAGAUGGUGAGAGUGAAAACGGAAGUGACGUCAAUGGAGAGGAGGUCGGUCUGGUGGCAGUUUUGGUGUGCAUCUCGGUCGCUGUGACGACUUUCUGGGUGGCGAUGGCUUUGCUGUGUUGUCGCACUGGUUGUAGACGUAGAGCGGUCUCAGUUGGAGAGACCGAGAAAGCAACACCUACUGCAGUCUAGUAGUCUAGUGUGUGUAUGUACAGUCUACAUCUCUUAUUGUUAGUUGUUACAGUUUAAUUGAAUAAUAUGUUAAUGUCCUGUUAAAUAGAAAUCUAGUUAACAUAAAAUUUAUUGUUUGCACAUACUA